Molecule: messenger RNA, 7887 nt
Organism: Callithrix jacchus (white-tufted-ear marmoset)
Lineage: Eukaryota; Metazoa; Chordata; Mammalia; Primates; Cebidae
Gene: NOB1
Product: NIN1 (RPN12) binding protein 1 homolog
Biological process (GO): ribosomal small subunit biogenesis; maturation of SSU-rRNA
Cellular component (GO): preribosome, small subunit precursor
Molecular function (GO): RNA endonuclease activity
Source: RefSeq, a predicted model, not a curated record
UCUUCCGCGUUCCCUGAGGCCUGGACUGGGACUUAGGAGCCGACGCAAACUCCGUGCGCCUGCGCGCUCCCUGCUCACUCAGCCAACAUGGCGCCCGUGGAGCACGUUGUGGCGGACGCUGGGGCUUUCCUGCGGGAUGCGGCUCUGCAGGACAUCGGGAAGAACAUUUACACCAUCCGGGAGGUGGUCACUGAGAUUCGGGACAAGGCCACGCGCAGGCGGCUCGCUGUCCUGCCCUACGAGCUGCGGUUCAAGGAGCCCUUACCGGAAUACGUGCGGCUGGUAACUGAGUUUUCAAAGAAAACAGGAGAUUACCCCAGCCUCUCUGCCACGGACAUCCAAGUGCUCGCGCUCACAUACCAGUUGGAAGCAGAGUUUGUUGGGGUGUCUCACCUAAAACAAGAACCACAGAAGGUUAAAGUGAGUUCGUCAAUUCAGCACCCAGAAACACCUCUGCACAUUUCUGGUUUCCACCUGCCCUCCAAGCCUAAACCCCCACAAGAAACAAGAGAGAAAGGACGCCCAGCUUGUGAGCCUGAGAACUUGGAAUUUAGUUCCUUCCUGUUCUGGAGAAACCCUCUGCCCAACAUCGAUCAUGAACUGCAGGAGCUACUGAUUGACAUAAGUGAGGAUGUUCCAAGUGAGGAGGAGGAGGAAGAAAACGGGUUUGAAGACAGAAAAGAUGACAGCGAUGACGAUGCUGGUGGCUGGAUAACCCCCAGCAACAUCAAGCAGAUCCAGCAGGAGCUGGAGCAGUGCGACGUCCCCAAGGAUGUUCGGGUUGGCUGCGUGACCACAGACUUCGCCAUGCAGAAUGUUCUGCUGCAGCUGGGGCUACACGUGCUGGCGGUGAACGGCAUGCUGAUCCGCGAGGCCCGGAGCUACAUCUUGCGCUGCCACGGCUGUUUCAAGACAACCUCUGACAUGAGCCGAGUGUUCUGUUCACACUGUGGGAACAAGACCCUGAAGAAAGUGUCCGUGACCGUCAGUGAUGACGGCACCCUGCACAUGCACUUCUCCCGCAACCCCAAAGUACUGAACCCCCGUGGGCUCCGGUAUUCGCUUCCCACUCCCAAAGGGGGCAAAUAUGCCAUCAACCCCUAUCUCACCGAGGAUCAGCGUUUCCCCCAGCUACGACUCUCCCGAAAGGCCAGGCAGAAAACCAACGUGUUUGACCCCGACUACAUCGCUGGGGUGUCACCCUUCGUAGAGAAUGACAUCUCUAGCCGCUCAGCCAUACUGCAGCUCCGGGACAGCACCUUGGGAGCUGGGCGGAGACGCUUAAAUCCCAAUGCUUCCAGAAAGAAGUUUGUGAAGAAAAGGUGAAAUGCGAGUUCCCACAGACAGACUGGAUGGCUGUGGUGGCUGCUGAGGAGUUCCAGUGUCGCAUUUCCCCAGGCGGGUGUCACGCUGCAGCCUUGCCUGGCCAUGCUCUGCUGGGUCAGCAGGGAACUGGGCCGUCUGUUGCCUGUGAAGAUCCGGACUACCUGGCCGCCUGCCACAUGAAGGAGAAUUAGAUAAAAACAGAAAGAACAUAGAUAAAAACAAAGAACAACGCCCUGUAUCCAAUCUUCAAGAAAGGAAUUUCCAAAGGAGAAUAUUUUUCUAAUAAAUGUGACUGCAAGCUCCAGUGCAUUUUUAUUAAAUAGGCCAAAUUGCUCUGCUUAGGUCAUGUCAAGGCCAACACUUGAGCUGCAUGCUCAGAGAACAAGCAUUGAGAUUUAUCUUCCUGCCAGAAAAUACAAGCUUAUCAUAAAACGAAGGACUACCAGUUUCUUUUCCUUUUAACCUUUUUUUGAGACAAGUUUUCAUCAUUCUGGAAAGUGCAGUGUGGUCAGCUCCCAGACGGCCUUUCAUCUGGAUUCUCCACGGUUCUGCCUCACCUGCUUUUUCUGCACACAUAGUAACAAAGUAUAAGUCUCCUAGGAAAAUGAUAUUCUUUUACAUAACCACACAAAUUGAAGUAUCACGUUGGUACAUUACUAUUACCUCGUAUAUUCAGCACUGGAAAUCAUCCCGUAUCAGUUCAUAGAGAUUUUCCACAUUUUUCAGCUGCCUGGUAUUGCCAAGUGCUACCAAACAAACUAUUAUGUACUUACCGAUGUUAGCCUAUUUAAUCCAUAGAAUGUUAAUAAAGGGUAUGGCUGCUGUUAUUUCAAGCAGUCCUGAGCUGCAAGAGGUUAAAUGAAUUUAACCUCACGUAGUUUAAAAGUGACAGCCUGUGAGUGGCCGGGGCAAGAUUUCAACUUUGUGCUUUUAAGCAACAAAUGUACCAGUGGAGAUGGUAGGAAGGAGAGUGAACACUGCCUGCUUUCUGUCCCCAUCUUUGUGAAACUCCUGCUCUUAAGAGGAUUGAUGGCUUGACACCUACCUGGAGCACAGGGUGCUGGGGGAGAGGUGAGUGGUUGUUAGAGCCUGGGGUGACUCCCACAUGCCCUUUCCAUUUUUGCUUGUACUCUGUUCUGUCAGACAUAGAGAAGCGUAAUAGGCCAGGCAUGGUGGCUCAUGCUUCUAACUCCAGCAUUUUGGGAAGUCACGGCCGGAUCGCUUGAGCCUAGGACACAGAGAACAACCUAAGCCAAAAGAAUGUCUAGAGAGAAUACAAGGUAAGGCUCUUAGCAUAAUUGCACCCCUUUCUCACCGUCCUCUUGGAAUUCCUUCCCUUUCUCUCAGUCCCACCCAUUUCAUUCCUUAUAUGAGGCCGUAAGACUUAUAUAAGAGUGGUCAGGAUUUAGCCUACAGUAAACAUAUAAUUUUUUUUUUUCUUUUUGAGACUGAUGCCCAGGCUGGAGUGCAGUGGCUCAAUCUGCAGCCUCUGCCUCCUGGGUUCAAGUGAUUCUCCUGCCUCAGCCUCUGGAGUAGCUGGGACUAGAAGCGUGUGCUGCCACGCCCAGCUUUUUUUUUUUUUUUUUUUUUUUGUAUUUUUAGUAGAGAUGGGGUUUUGCCAUGUUAGCCAGGCUGUUCUCGAAUUCCUGACCUCAGGUGAUCUGCCUGCCUUGGACUUUCAAAGUUCUGGGAUUACAGGCGUGAGCCACCACGCCCGGCCUCACAUGUAAUUUUAAAAAGUCAUGGACCAGGUGCUGUGGUUCAUGCCUGUAAUCCCAACAAUUUGGGAGGCCAAAGUGGGAGGAUCGAUUGAGCCCAGGAACUUUGAGACCAGCUUGGGCAACAUAAUGAGACCCCAUGUCUGUAAAAUACACAAAAAUUAGCAGGUGUCAUGAUACUCAACUAUAGUCCCAGCUAUUUGGGAGGCUGAGGUCGGAGGAUUGCUUGAGCCCCCUGAGGGUGAGGUUGCAGUGAGUUGAGAUCACACCACUGCACUCCAGCCUGGGUAACAGAGACCCUGUCUCAAAAGAAGAAAACUUGUUGGCCGGGCACAGUGGUUCAGGCCUGUAAUCCCAACAUUUUGGGAGGCUGAGGGAGGCAGAUCACUUUAACAGGAGUCUAAUACCAGCCUGGCCAACAUAGCAAAAUCACACAAGCAAACAAACUUAGUGAAACAAAUUAGCUGCUCACGGUGGUGCCACCUGUAGUCCCAGCUACUUGGGAGGCUGAGGUAAGAGGAUCACUUGGGCUCAGGAGCCAGAGGGGGUUGCAGUGAGCUGAGAUCCUGCCACCAUACUCCAGCCUGGGUGACAGAGCAAGACUGCCUGUCUCAAAAAGCAAAACACAUGGCACAGUGGCUCCCACCUGUAAUCCCAGCACUUUGGGAAGCCAAGGCGGGCAGAUCACCUGAGGUUGGAAGUUUGAGACCAGCCUGACCAACAUGGAGAAACCCCAUCUCUCUUAAAAAUAUAAUAUUAAGGCCGGGCACGGUGGCACAAGCCUGUAAUCCCAGCACUUUGGGAGGCCGAGGAAGGUGGAUCAUGAGGUCAAGAGAUCAAGACCAUCCUGGUCAACAAGGUGAAACCCCGUCUCUACUAAAAAUACAAAAAAUUAGCUGGGCACGGUUGCGCUACUCAGUAAUCCCAGCUACUCAGGAGGCUGAGGCAGGAGAAUUGCCUGAACCCAGGAGGCGGAGGUUGCGGUGAGCUGAGAUCGCACCAUUGCACUCCAGCCUGGGUAACGAGCAAAACUCCGUUUCAAAAAAACAAAACAAAUAUAUAUAUAUUAUUAGCUGGGUGUGAUAUAAGCCUAGCUACUCAGGAGGCUGAGGCAGGAGAAUUGCUUGAACCCUGGGAGGUGGAGGGUGCAGUGAGCCAAGAUCAUGCCAUUGCAUUCCAGCCUGGGUAAUGGGCAAAACUCGAUCUCAAAAAAAAAAAAGCAGAUAGGGAAAAAAGACCUGGAGCUCAACCAGGAAUUGAGGCCCUGUGUCAGCUAUAACCUUAGGGAAAAUGCAACUUCUCUGAAGCUAAUUUUUUUUUCUUCCUCUGCAGAAGAAUAUCAUACCUGUUUCACAGUAUUGUGAUAAGUAGAUAAAACCCUUUAGGAGGGCUUUGCUAGCUGUGAAACCCUGCAUCAGUGUGCAUGCAUCCAUUUCCCCUGAGAAUUUGUGUGACUCUUUUUUUUUUCUUUGAGUUGGAGUUUUGCUCUUUUUGCCCAGGCUGUAAUACAGUGGUUCAAUCUCGGCUCACUGCACCCUCCGUCUCACGGGUUCAGGUGAUUGUUUUGCCUCAGCCUCCCAAGUAGCUGGGAUUACAGGUGCAUGCCACCAUGCCUAGCUAAUUUUGUAGUUUUAGUAGAGACAGUUUCACCAUGUUAACCAAGGCUGGUUCCAAACUCCUGACCUCAGGUGAUGUGCCUACCAGCCUUUUUUUUUUGAGAUCGAGUCUCGCUAUGUCACCCAAGCUGGAGUGCUUUCCAGAGUGCUGGGAUUACAGGCAUGAGCUCCUGAACCCGGCCAGCUGUUUCUUAUGCAGAAAGCAUUCCAAGCUUUUGAAACCCAACUCUUCCUAGUUUAAUGGUUAGUCAUGUGUGGAUAUGGACAAGGCCUUCCAUAAUGUGUAGCUGGGCUCUUAGCAGAGCAUGUUUUUUUUGUUUUUUUUUUUUUUUUAAGUUUCAAAAUAUAUAUAUUAUUUUGAAUAUAUAUAUUCAAAGCCUGUAGUCCCAGCUACUUGGGAGGCUGAGGUAAGAGGAUCACUUGGGCCUGACCUCAAGGAGGUCAGGCUGGUCUUGAACUCCCGACCUCAGGGUGAUCCGCCCACCUUGGCCUCCAAAGUUCUUGGAUUACAGGCAUGAGCCACCAUGCCCGGCCGUUUUUUUUUGUAAAGACAGGGUCUUGCUCUGUCACCCAGGCUGGAGUGUUGUAGUACAAACAUGGCUCACUGCCACCUUGACCUCCUUUUGAGUUAAAGCGAUUGGAUUCUCCCAUGCCAGCUUCCAGAGUAGCUGGGACUACAGGUGCCUGCCACCAUGUGACUAAUUAUUAUUAUUAUUAUUGGAGAGAUGGUGUCUCACUUUGUUGCCCAGGCUGGUCUCGAACUCCUGGGCUCAAGCAGUCUUUCCAUCUUGGCCUUCCAAAAUUCUGAGCUUACAGGUGUGAGUCACUGUGCCUGGCCAGAACCUUUCAAAUGAUUAUCUUCUUGCACCUGUUGAUGGCUUCUGCCGUGCAGGAGAGGGAGCUGCCUCCUAGCCCCUUGGUAUCUGUAGCACUGGGCUGCAGGGUUAAUUUGCAUUGAUUAGGAAUGAGUCAAGGCAAAGCAAACAGGGUUCUUAUCUCAUGUUGCAAAGAAUAAGAGCUCUCAAGUAUUGGAGAACCUUAUCAAGGAGAUGAGAUGAGUGAAGUGUUCUCCGGAGUGCACCGCAGGAGUGUGGGAAAUCAGAAACUCCCUGAUUACCGUGACCACAGCCAGAGAUGGUUACACAAGAGAUCAACAAUCUACAUGUUGCCACACCCAUUCCCUGCUCCUCCACACAAUCUGUCUCCUUGUAAAGAAGCAAAGCUCAUACUAGAACAAUGUAAGUCUUGUUAAAAAAAAAACUCGAGAGAGCUCUGUUUAUACAUAUGCCAAGAUUGAGCAUGCCUGAGUACCAAAGGACAAAGGUAAUACAGGUCCUCUGAUCUGUAUGUGACAUAAUAAGGGUAUAAUAGGCUGGGUGUGGUGACUCACCCCUGUGAUCCCAGCACUUUGGGAGGCCAAAGCAGAAAGAUCCCUUGAACUCAGGAGAUGAAGACCAGCCUGGGCAACAUGGUGAAACCCACCUCUACUAAAGAAAUUUCAAAAAUUAGCUUGAUGUGGUGGCCUAUACCUGUAGUCUCAGCUACUAAGGUGGCUGACUCAAGAUUCCCUUGAAUCCAGGAGGCAGAGGUUGCAGUGAGCUGAGAUCGCACCACUGUACUCCAUCCUGGGUGACAGGGUAAGACCCUGUCUCAAAAAAAUAAAUAGGGAGUUGUGGUGGCUCAGGCCUGUUGUCCUGGCCCUGGGCAACAUAAAACCCUCUCAUUUGUUAUUAAUUAAUGUAUAAUACAAAGAUGCUAGGAUGCUUGCUCCCACCAGAAAAAAAAAUAUCAAUACAAGGAUGACUGGAAACAGUUUUAUAUUUUGUAGCCACAUUUAAAAAGAAGAACCAGGCUAGGUAUGAUGGACUAACGCCUGUAAUCCCAGCACUUUGGGGAGGCAAGGUGGUCAGAUCACUUGAGGUCAAGAAUUCAAGACAAGCCUGGCAAAAUGGUGAAACCCCAUCUCUACUAAAAAUACAAAAAGCUGGGCAUGGUUGCAAGUACCUAUAAUCCUAGCUACUCAGGAGGCUGAGGCAGGAGAAUUGCUUAAACCUGGGAGGCAGGCAGAGGUUGAAGUGAGUCAAGAUGGUGCCACUGCAUGGUUGCCUGGACCAGAGCCAGACUCUUGUCAUUCAUUGAUAGAUAGAUAGAACCCCAUCUGUGUAUUCGCUAAUUUUUUAGAGAAAAAUAAGAAUAACUGACCAGGCUGGGUGUAGUGGCUCAUGCCUGGAAUCCCAGCACUUUGGGAGGCUUAGGCAGGCAGAAAGCUUGAGUUCAGGAGUUCAGGACCAGCCUGGGCAACAUGAUGAAACCCCAUCUCUACGAAAAGUAAGCUGGGUAUGGUGGCAUGUCCCUAAAGUCCCAGCUACUUGGCUGAGGCAGGAAGACUGCUUGAGCCCAGGAGGUCGAGGCUGCAGUGAGCCAAGAUCACAUCACUGCACACCAGCCUGGGCAACAGAACAAGACUCUCAAUUAAAAAAAAAAAUCCACAACUCAGUUUGCUGCCUUGAAUACAGUCUCUUAAGAACAAAUAAAUGUUAUUUUAAGAGAAUUUUGAGGUUUUUGUUUUUGUUUUGUCCUUUGAGACCGUCUUGCCCUAUUGCCCAGGCUGGAGUGCGGUGGCACAAUCUCAGCUGACUGCAGCCUCCAUCUCUUCAAGCAGUUCUGCCUCAGCCUUCCAAGUACCUGGGACUAUAGGCACAUGCCACCAUGCCCAGCUAAUUUUUGUAUUUUUGGUGAAGAUAGUGUUUCACCAUGUUGACCAGGCUGAUCUUAAACUCCUGACCACAGGUGAUCCGCCUGCCUAGACCUUCCAAAGUGCUGAGGAUUACAGGUGUGAGUCACUGUGACUGGCAGAAAUUUCAUUUUAACCAGAGCAUUCCAAGCCCAAUAAAGGAUGGCCUAAUUCAGGUAAUACAUAACUUACAGAAAUUAUAGCAGGACACGUCCAAAGGCCGUGGCUCAUGCCUCUAAUCCCAGCACUUUGGGAGGCUAAAGCAGGUGGAUCACAAGGUCAGGAGUUCAAGACCAGCCUAACCAACAUGGUGAAACCCUGAUUCUACUAAAAAUAAAAAAAUUAGCUGGGUGUCAUGGCACGCACCUGUAAUCCCAGCUACUUGGGAGGCUGAGAUAGGAGAAUCACUUGAACCUGGGAGUUAGAGGUUGCAGUGAGCAGCGAUCACGCCACUGCAUUCCAGUCUGGGUGACAGAGUGAGACUACAUAUCAA